UGGAGUGGCAAGGGGCAAGUCGCAGGAGGAAGGCCUGGGCCAAGUGCCGCAGCUCCUGGCAGGCGUCGGAGACGGAGGAUCUGUCCACAGAAGCGACGACGCAGGACGAGGACGAGGACGACGAGGAGGACCUCUCCGGCACGAAGCUGCCGGCGACGGCGGGAAGAGGAAACGUGCCCAACGAGAAGAUCGCGAUAUGGCUCAAGGACUGCCGGUGA
This is a messenger RNA of Tupaia belangeri chinensis (Chinese tree shrew), 218 nucleotides long. Its product is annotated as protein ITPRID2. NCBI's taxonomy places the organism in Eukaryota, Metazoa, Chordata, Mammalia, Scandentia, Tupaiidae. The record is from RefSeq and is a predicted model, not a curated record.